CCCGCCUGAUGUGAAAAAAACGACGAGAGGGAGAAAAAGAAAAGAAAAAGAAAAAAGGAGAACCGAUAAAGCAGAGACAUGGGAGCGUUCCGGGUGCUGCUGGGAACUUUACAUUACGUGGGACUCUACGUGCAACUUGGUGCCUCGGCCAAACAAGCUGGACACGGCGACACGGAGAACCACAUCUCCGGGAACGCCAUGUUUACAGAGGUCCCUCAUGAUAUGACGGCCCACAGAGGUCAGGACGUAGAGAUGGCAUGCUCCUUCAGAGGGGCAGGAAUUCCCUCGUAUUCACUGGAGAUCCAGUGGUGGUACAUCAGGAACCACCUGGACUGGACGGAUAGACAGCCCUGGACCACCAAUGAGGUGGCUCCUGAGGAGGACGUACCAAAGGAUGCUACAAAGAUAAGUGUUGUGAAGGUUGUAGGCAGCAACAUUUCCCAUAAACUCCGCCUCUCCCGAGUCAAAGUAUCCGACGAGGGCACAUACGAAUGCCGGGUCAUUGACUUCAGCGAUGGCGCCGGUACACGCCACCACCGUGUCAGAGCCUACCUGCAGGUGGUGCCAGAGAGUAGUGCUGGAGGCGGAAAGCACAGCAGCAACUUUGAAGCCCUCGAUGACACCAAGAGAGGAGUGGGAUUCUUUGACGGCGAAAACGUGAAGGAGCACGCUCACGGCCAUCACCAGAGUCAGAAAAAUCACCAGGAGCAUGGCAAGCGGCCUUCAGCGCCCGCCCACCACGGCCACAGUCAGCAGCAGAAGGCGGGCAGAGAGCUGAGAAAGAGGGACGUGGACAUUACCCUCAAUGACUGCACCAAUGAGCCGAGCUGCACGCUCUAGAUGGUGGGUUAUCGCUGCAGCGCGGUAGAUUACACACGGAUCGAGUGUCACAGCAUUAAAAGCUACUGUUCCCACACAGUUCAGGCCUGUGCACAAAUUCACAAUCCCCACAAAUUCCCAGUACUCAGAGGCCGACGCACUGUGGCGGGAAUGUAGCUUUUUCUUACUGUGUCUGGGUUUGGGUUGGACUCCUCGCGGUCUGUAAAGCCUGGCUUCACAAAAUUCAGCCACGGGGCUGAUGUGUAGAUCCAGGCAGCUCAACUGUUUGUGGUCCAAGCACUGACAAAAA
Molecule: messenger RNA, 1129 nt
Organism: Thalassophryne amazonica
Lineage: Eukaryota; Metazoa; Chordata; Actinopteri; Batrachoidiformes; Batrachoididae
Product: V-set and transmembrane domain-containing protein 2-like protein
Exons: 4
Coding region: 79-840 (253 amino acids)
Source: RefSeq, a predicted model, not a curated record